Messenger RNA from Dentiscutata heterogama, 696 nucleotides. The record is from the annotation of a GenBank genome assembly. NCBI's taxonomy places the organism in Eukaryota, Fungi, Glomeromycota, Glomeromycetes, Diversisporales, Gigasporaceae.
AUGCCACCCAGACGCACUAAAUCUCAUUCCAAAGCAUCUAAUUCCUCUUCCUCUAAAAAUAAAAAAAUGCGUACUAUAUACUAUCAGGAUACAGAACCUAAUAUUUUCACUCAUACGAUUUACGGUUCUUUUCUAGUAAAAGCUAAUGAGACUGGUACUAAGUUUUCAGCCUUUAUAAAAUUGUCCCCUAUUCAAGACACUAUAAACAAAACCUAUCGAGAUAAAUAUGUUAAAUGGCAUUUAAUUAGCGUUAAAAGCAUUUUCAAACCUGCUUUCGAAAUAAAUGGAACUGAUAAAAAGAUAUGCUCCCUAUAUAGUGUCCUAAACCGCGAAGAGUCAACUAAAAUUUCAUUCAGUCGUUUGCUUGCAUGCAGUGAAGUUAAGGAACAUAAGACAUACUUUGAUGCUGAACAAAAAUAUGCUGCUAGAUUGUCUGAAGAGGCCCCAUGGUCUUCUACCCGAUCAAUGCCGUCGUCCGUGGCCACUCUUUGGUUCUUUGGGAAUGUCUCUGACUUUACAAAGAAUGAAGUAAUAGGUAAAGUUGUAUUUAAAAGCAAUAUUCAAUAUAAAGAAUUAGCUGUUGAGCCGGUGGAUAGCAUAGAAAGUGGCGACCAAUACCAGUCAUUCGGAAACGGAGAGUUGGAGCUUGAACAAACCGAAAUAUUUGAUGAAUAUCUUGUUAAACGCCUGAUCUAA